Molecule: messenger RNA, 786 nt
Organism: Eutrema salsugineum
Lineage: Eukaryota; Viridiplantae; Streptophyta; Magnoliopsida; Brassicales; Brassicaceae
Product: putative 57 kDa heat shock protein
Exons: 4
Coding region: 1-786 (261 amino acids)
Source: RefSeq, a predicted model, not a curated record
AUGGUCGACCCGAUUCGUGCUGUUCCUCCAACUCCCGAAGGGUAUUACGCAACGAACAACGAGUUUCUAGUGAGUGGGUCAAAGGGUUUCACGGAGAUGAAGAUGCUUGAGAACGAAGAAAGCUUCUUGAGGAUUGACCUUCCCGGUGUUCCAAAAGAGGGCUUGACGGUUUCACUUGACCCGUCUAAGAGAUUUGUGUUGGUCACAGGCGAAGCACCUAAGUUCCAACACGACUCAUCUGACCGGAAAUACGGAAUCUUCCCCGGCAUCACCUGCGACUGUUGUGAGCUCUCCGGCUUCACCACCGACUUGCGUGACGGCGUUCUAAGACUUAUCCUCUCCAAGAUAAACCACAUGCCACAACGUAAUAAAUGUUUUGUCUUCUCUAUUUGUGGUAAAAUUAAAGAUCUUCGUAGCAAAGGUCCUCACAAGUUUCCACAUGGCUCGGAUCCCAAUGACCCGGUGUACACAGGUCCGGUAUUGGAGUCACACCCAUGUGUGUUUCAAGGAUCAGGUUUGGCCUAUGAGUCGAAGCAGCUCCAAAACGGCAGCCUCUACGUGCGUGUUGACAUGCCUGGCCAUCCCAAGGAGAGGUUCACCGUCUCAGUCGCCUACGGGAGAGUGAGUGUCACCGGUGAAGCUCCUGUCGUUAGCCACCACGACCAAGGUGCCCGUUUCUACUCUGGUGACGUGGCUAUGCUAUCUACACCUGUCGACAUUCCUAGCCAUCGGAUCCAAACCAUCGCCAAGGACGGUGUGCUUCGUUUGAUCAUCCCUUCUGUUUGA